GAGUUAUUGAAAAAAUACACAACUAAUGAUAUUAAAAAAUUAAGAUCACUUCUUUUUGAAUCAUUUGUACCUGACAACAAAGAAUAUAAUCAGGAUAUUCAUUUCUGCCUUGAGUAUAUCAAUACUGCUUAUCGCGGAAUUUUGCGUUUAUGGGAAAUGAAUGAAAAUCCUUUUGGUUCUUUAAAAUUAGAAGGAUGGUUUGGAAUGAAUGUCUGGAGCCGAAUUAUAGAUCCCGCAUUCAACGAUUUAAAUAUUGAUUUAAUUCGUGGGGAGGGAAUGAGUUUCGCUUCUAGCGAAAGAAAGAACAUCCAAAGAAAAAUUAAUGACCAUAAAAAAUUUGGCAAAAAAGGGGAUGGUGAUAAGGAUAUGCUAGAUAAAUUAAUUAGAGAAUGUAAGAUAAAAGAAUCUCUAAUAAAAAAACUAAAAGUAAUCGGAAUACUCCACGGUGCAAACAGGUUACAAGUUUUAACUGUAGAUCAUCCUAAAGGAUACAUUACUCGAAUUAACCGUAAUAAUGUUCAAGAA
Entrophospora candida is the source of this 525-nucleotide messenger RNA. NCBI's taxonomy places the organism in Eukaryota, Fungi, Glomeromycota, Glomeromycetes, Entrophosporales, Entrophosporaceae. The record is from the annotation of a GenBank genome assembly.